Messenger RNA from Cotesia congregata, 2100 nucleotides. The record is from the annotation of a GenBank genome assembly. Lineage: Eukaryota; Metazoa; Arthropoda; Insecta; Hymenoptera; Braconidae.
AUGAUAUUAAAGGGAAUUCUUUCUUUUUUAACUAUUUUUUAUCUCCAAAAUGCCGUCAUAUCAGAUUCUCAAGAAAUUUUAUUUGAACCUACUGAUAUAAAUUCUAUUAAAAAAUUUAUCGAUGAAAACUAUGGUGCAUCCCGCAGUAAUUUUUCAGUAUUCAAAAAUUUAACUUUGAAUGAAAAAAACAAAACAGCUGGAGACUUUCACCUGAAAAUGACAACAUUGGUUGAAAAAUUAAAAAAAAUGAAAUCAAGCGAUGAAUACUCAGAUAUUUAUUAUUGGGAUUAUGCAGUAUUAAAAGAAUUAGAACCUAAUUUAGUCGGUUAUAAGAACCGUAUUGAUAUGUUCUAUUUAAAUGGUCAACUAAAAACUGUACGCAAGGCGAUUGCGUAUGACGUAAGCCAAUUAUCCUCACUUUUUUUAACUUCUUCUAGAAGUAACGAGAAAGUUGAUUACUGUAUGCAUGCUUGGGCAUUAAAUUGGUAUUCCGUAAAUCACUAUAAUUUGCAAAACCAAUUACAUGAAUCGUAUGUUAAUUUAGAUGAAUUUGACAAUAUUCGCCAAGUCUUUUAUAAUUUAUUAUUGCACUUGUCUAGUGAAGAAAAAAUUAAAGACAACAGAUACCAUUACUGUAAACGAAUUUCUUCAUUCCAUCAAGGACUGUACAAUGUAUACAGACAAGUUGUAUUUAAUAGUUUCCUAGAGUUUAGUGUAAAAUAUUUUGCCUCGAUGGGGAUGACAAUUUGUGAUUCAGAAGCCUACAUGUGGGAACUCAAACGGAUGGAGGAAAAUUUAUUCAAUUCAUUGAAGACAAUAAUGGAGUCAACCAAAGAAGUUUUGCACAACACGACAAAUUAUAUGUAUCCGUGUGAUCCGACGUACUAUGAAAACCUCAUGGAUGAAGAAAGACACCUUGAGUUAGAGAAAAUGGUGCAGACAGUAAUAAUUUCAGAAAAGGAUUUGAGCACUACGCACUCUUGCAGUCAUAACUGUAAUUUGAAUUUAAUUAAAGAUACUUUAAAUAAGACAGAGUAUGAUGAAUUUCUAGACUGUCAAUAUAGUACGCCCGAUUACAAGAUCACUGAAUUGAGAAAUAGCAGCAGACGUUAUGGAUAUUUCACCGGUUACGAUGGUGAAGACAAAAAGCAGUAUGGCGACUCCGAUCGGUAUUUCGAUAACCGUGAACAACUCUCAGAUGUAUCUAGUUCAUACAACUGGGGCACAAUGAGAUUUUGUGACUACUGUAUUUGUACUUGUGCAAUCAAGCCGUCGCGCUCGCCACAUGUAAUUACUGCUGUCAGUUUUAGAGAACAAGUUUCGGAUAUCGAAAACAACAAGGCUGUUGCGGGUCUUAAGUUUAUGAAAAAAGAUGGCAUGAUUCACAUUCAAAUCGCAGAAAGUGAAGUUCUACCUCACGGUCAACUUGGAUAUGAAGUGUGGAAGCCAUUGGAGGAAUUUACUUACAAUGAAACAACUAAAAAAUACUACGUCUUAAAAAAUAAUGAGUCCCAAAUUCCACUUGAGUUGGGAGUUGAUUAUGCACGUCCAGAUACAAUGAACUUGAACGAUGUCAUGGCACCAGAAAAGCAUGUCAUCACAGGAGUCCGAUGGCGAUUCGCCGGAGAUUCUCUUGAAUUUCCCAAGCGAAAGCAUGGUCCAAUUGAAUUACAAAUUCGAGUAACAUCUCUUGAUUUUACGAGAGGAAAAUUAAUUAAUCUCGAUCAAUCAUCAUGGAUAACUCCUAAAGAACAAGUUCUCAAAGAUGAAUUGAUAUUAGAGAAUCCAGAUAAUCCCAGGCAUACGAGUCGUAGUGCUACAUGGAUAAUUGAAGACCAAAAAUAUACUUCGAGGGCGGAAUUAAAAAUUCAUUCAACUAUAACGUCAAAUAAAUUUGUUAAAUUCCGAGCAUCUGAUUUGAAGAAAGAUGCUGGACAGUCAACUGUGCCAUUCUUUGAUGGAAGUGAAAUUAAAAUGUAUAAAAGUCUUUUUAGUGGAGUUGGUCUUGUUCAUCGCGCUCCUCCUGGUUCUGGUGGACACCUUGCCUUCAAAAUUUUCGAUUUUGACAUGUCGCCUUACUUCAACGUCACCAUGGAUUAA